UUAUCUCAAGCAGCAGCUGCGAAUCAAGUGCAACACAAAUUUCAGUGAAGUCGAAUCGAAUCGAAACGAGACAACAACAAUAACAACUGGAAAAGCCGCUUAAAUUUAUUUGCAUAGCCAAAUGAGUUUAUCACAAGUAGCCAACAGUUAAAAAAUACGCUUUCUGUGGGUGUCUCUCUGUGUCCCUGUGUGUGUCUGUGUGUGUGUGUGUGUGUGUGUAGUGGAGUUGUGUGCAAAAUGUUUGCUCAAAUGCAUCAUGGCUUAAAUGCAGGGCCAAGCCUAAAGCAGGCAGCUGCUUGCAAUUGAAAACACAAAACAUAUAAAAGUAUCUGCAACUGUAAACAGCCAACAACAAAAAAAAAGAAACCAACACACAAAAAUUCCACGUGUUGAGCAACCAAAACCAAUCAAAAAAAAGUUAGUUAACAAUCCCAAGAAACAUAGCAACAGCAACAACAACAACAACAACAAGAAAUGCAUUCAUCAAACGGCGGCAAGAUGCAGUUUUGGAUAACUUUGACAUUUGCAUCGCUUUUGGUUGGCGUGAGCUGCAGUGCCCAGGUAGCCGCCACUCAGCAAAAUUUCCGCGUAACCCCGCACGAUCUGCAAAUACUGGAGGGCACCGAUACGCUAAUGCGCUGCGAGGUCGAUUCGCGCGCCGGCAAGGUGCAAUGGACCAAAGAUGGCUUUGCGUUGGGUUUCUCCGCUGUUAUUCCCGGUUUUCCGCGCUACUCGGUGCUGGUUGACGCAUCACAUGGCUCGUAUAAUUUGCAAAUCAAGAACGCCACGCUCGAGGACGAUGCCGAGUACCAGUGCCAGGUGGCACCAGCCCCUGGAAAUCCGCCCAUUCGCGCCAAUGCCAAGCUGAGCAUUGUGGCAGCGCCCAGCAGCAUUUCCAUCGAUGGCUAUGCACGCAAUGCCAAGGUGGAGGUUGUCGAACGCCAGAACUUAACGCUACAGUGCAUCACUGAGAACGCUAAUCCGGCCGCAGAGAUUGUUUGGUUUCAGGGCGAGACACCGCUAACUAUGGUGCCCAUUGUCACAGUGAAUGAAACCUCUGUCAAGCGCUUCCGCACCAGCUCCACGUUGCACUUGGAGCCACGUUCCGAUGAUGAUUAUAAGGAGUUCUCCUGUGAGGCGCGUCACAAGGCACUGCCUCCCGACGUGCCCAUGCGGGCUCAAGUUCAGCUCUCUGUGCUAUACCCACCCGGUCCGCCAUUCUUUGAGGGCUAUAGCCAAAGUGAAACUUUGCGUCGUGGCCAGGAGGUACAAAUCGCCUGUCGCAGUCGCGGCGGCAAUCCGCCCGCUCAGCUGAUUUGGUAUCGCAAUGGUGUGGUCAUCAAUUCCCCACAACGCACCUCGGGUCGCCUCUCGGAGAAUGUGUACAAGUUUACGGCCAAUGCCUCGGACAAUGGUGCCAAUUUGGUUUGCGAGGCCAAGAAUCUGCUAUCCAAUACGCCCCUGCGUGCCGAACUCAAUCUGACUGUCUUAUACGCACCAAAGGAUGUUUUCCUCAGUGGAGCUAGCCAUGCUAAGGUCGGCGAUGCUGUGCAGUUGAGCUGCGUAACAGCCCCCUCGAAUCCACCGGCGCGCAUCAAUUGGUCCAUGAACGGAAGACCGUUGACUAACAGCACGUUCAAGACGACAACUAGCGCCGAUGGUGGCUGGGUGAGCAGCUCCAAUAUAACGCUGAAUAUUGAUUCGCAGAGUCGCACCUUUAUUGCCGUUUGUCAUGCGCUCAAUGCGGAGCUGUCACAGAAUGUGGUCGGCUCCCAUACGGUGAAUGUUUUGUAUCCUCCAUCGCCGCCCUUGUUGACGGGCUAUAACGACGGUGAUAUUAUCAUAUCCGGUUCAAUACUGAAACUACAAUGCAGCUCCGCUGGUGGCAAUCCGCCGCCCACUUUGCAGUGGUAUAAGAACGAUAAGCGUUUGAAUGCCGCCUCGAAGGUAACGGAGAAUAAGAUCAGCUCGGAAUUGUCGUUGCUGGUGAAUGCCUCUGAUAACAAUGCUAUCUACAAGUGUGAGGUUCAAAAUGCUGCCAUCGACAUACCGUUAUUUGCGACAAAGACGUUAGGCGUGCACUUUCCACCGGAGACAGUGAAAAUUAGCGUUGCGCCCAAGAAUCUUGUGCCCGGUAUUCGAGCCAAACUGAUCUGUGAUUCCAGCUCCAGCAAUCCACCAGCCAAGAUUAGCUGGUGGAAGGAUGGCAUCCCAGUGGAGGGUCUCAAUCUGGCCAAUAGGCCAGGUCUCUGGGGCGGUUCGGUAUCGACGCUGGAAAUGCAUGUGAACAUUACCCAAGAUCUCGAUGGAUCCAUUUACACCUGCCAGAGUCACAAUGAAGUACUGCAGCGUAGCGUGCACGAGACCAUCAGCCUGGACAUACUCUUUCCGCCCAAGUUUGAUGUGGCGCAGGUGACCAACUUUGUGGGUGUGGAGGGUGCACCACUGCAGGUGGAAUUGCAUGCGAGUGGCAAUCCAAUGUCGAUAAGCUAUACCUGGACCAAGGAUGGUCUGCCCAUUAGCAACAAUGCCCUCAGCGGACAGCGUUUGAUCUCCGACGGACCCAGUCUCAAUAUAAGUCGUCUCAGUCGCAACGAUGCUGGCAUCUAUGUGUGCGAAGCACUCAACACACAGGGCACAGCUAUGCUCGAGGUUCAAGUGAUUGUCGAAUAUGCACCCGUGAUUACCUCAGUCACCGAGGGUCAGAGUUUUGCCUCUGGCGUACAGGCUGUUCUGGCUUGCCAAGUUCAGGCCCUGCCAUUGGAUGCGUCACAUGUGCAUUGGUCACGACCCGGUUACGAUUUUGCCACACGUACCACUUCAACAUUUGAGAACAACACUGCCCUGUUGCGCAUUGAUAAUGUUCAGCGUGGGGAUAUUGGUAAUUUCACUUGCACUGUCGACAAUCAACGGGGACCGGCUGCCACACAGCACGUGCUGCUCGUGGUACAAACCUCCCCGGAGAUUGAUCAUACACCCGCCUACACACGCUUUGCCGCCCGUCUGGGCGUUCGGGCUCAGCUCAUUUGCCGCGCUUUGGCUUCACCGCAGCCCAGUUUCAUUUGGCGUCGCCAUGGCAAGGAUCUCAAGAUGCAGCGACGCAACAAAUUUACAAGCGUCGAGCGUCAGGAGGAUCCACUGCACUUUGAGUCCGCACUGCUCGUGGAGAGCACCUCGGCGGACGAUUACGGACAGUACGAGUGUGUGGUGCGUAAUUCGAUGGGACAGGCCAGCACCACACUGGAGUUCAGUAAGCCAUCCCGGCCAGAUGCGCCUCUGCAGCUGCGUGUAGGCAAUGUGAGUGAUGCGAGUGUGGAACUGAUGUGGACACCUGGAUUCGAUGGCGGCAUGCAGGUGUAUUAUCGUGUACGCUUCAAGCAACAGGGUGAGGAUAAGUACAAGUAUGUGGACGCCAAGGUGGGUCAACAGAACAUCACGUUGGAGGGUCUCAAGCCUGGCGGCACCUACUACUAUUCCGUGAUGGCACACAACGAGGCAGGUGGCAGUAAAUUUGUGCCAGAUAUUAAGCUGACGCUGUCAAAGGGUUCACAGCCACAUUCGGCGGAGUAUACGGAAAAGGAUGAGCUGCCCAAUGUGAUGAUCAUUGGCAUUACAUCGGCAGCGAUGGUGUUGCUUGUGUUGAAUGCUGCGCUUGUCGCCUGGUUUGUCAUACGACGCCAGAAUAAGACACAGGGCGAAACGGAACCAAGCAACGAUGAUGCCUACUCCAAGGAUGAUAACCAGUCGGUCUAUAAGCUGCCCAUCACUGCUUUGCAGGCGGAUGUGCAGAAGAAGGCAGCCGCCUCCACCUAUUUAGUGGAGAACGUGGACAUCAUACAGUCGACAGCUUAUCCGCCCAAAUACCAAGAGAGCUCUAUGUGCACUCCACCCUAUCCGCUGUGCAAUCCGGACUUCACCCGCACCCUACCCAAUCCGAAGCGGCACAGUCAACGCAACAGUGCAACGGGCAUGAUUGAUGGAAUGCCGAUGCGUGCCAAGGAUGAUCACAUGCUGAUCUCCAAUGGCCUCUAUAUACCAUCACCUUCGCCCGCUUCCUCGCUGGUCAUCAAGGGCAGCUACAUAUCAUCGCCAUCGCCAGCGCCGCCAGCCGAUGGCUCCUAUUUCAAUAUGAGCGACAAAUACAUGUCCUAUCCACCAGUGACCUACUAAAACAGAGCAGUGCGUCAAAGACGAAGACAACAAGCACCAGCCAAACUCCAGCUAGACUGAUUGACAGCACAAAACAACAAUAGCACCAACAACAGCCAAAACAUCAUCGGAUACAUUGAAAUUGAAUUCGAGUCAAUUUCAGUCAAUAGGAUUUCUGAUUUUGUGUUUUAUGUUUUUGCUUUGGGUUUUGUUGAUGCUGUUGCAAGUUUUAUGGAUUUCUGUUUAUAAUUAUUACUAAAUGACGUUGAUUAUUAUGGAGCGCAAAUGGUAGAAACAUGUUGAAUGUAUUUUGAGAAAAGACAUUUGCAUGCGGCGCUCGAAGGCUGUGAUAAGUACCUGUAUCCAAGGCUCUCUCAACUCCAUUCGGUCCGACCGCAUCACGAUGGCCAACACGCACAUCAAAUGUUGGAUUCACAUCAAUCAAUGCAACCGAUGCCGAUGGCAAUGGAUUUGCCUUUGGGGCAGGUGCGCAAAACCCACUCUACAAAUGCUUGCCCCCUCUCAACACAAACAAACAAACCGACAAACAAACAACAA
This is a messenger RNA of Drosophila grimshawi, 4707 nucleotides long. Its product is annotated as nephrin. The transcript has 12 exons. Gene Ontology annotation, molecular function: protein binding. The record is from RefSeq and is a predicted model, not a curated record. Lineage: Eukaryota; Metazoa; Arthropoda; Insecta; Diptera; Drosophilidae. Bases 475 to 4170 code for a protein of 1231 amino acids.